GAGGAAAUCAGCUUUUUUUGUUCUCUGUUGAGUGCUGUCCAAGUCCUUAUUUUGACAACCUAGCGUUUUAGAGAAAGUUUAGCUAUCAAAGAUGAGUCAACUAACGGAUAACACAACAACAGCAACAACAACCCGAAAACCAGUCAGAGUAUGGGUCGAUGGUUGCUUUGACAUGAUGCACUAUGGUCACGCCAAUGCUCUUCGACAGGCAAAAGCCAUGGGCGAUGUGCUUGUCGUCGGUGUGCAUUCGGAUGCCGAGAUUGCAAAGAACAAAGGACCUACUGUCAUGAAAGAGCAAGAAAGAUAUGACGCAGUUGCAGCCUGCAAGUGGGUAGAUCAAGUCGUACCCAAUGCGCCAUACAACACGACCGUCGAGAUUCUGCGUGAAUAUGAUAUUGAUUUCUGUGUACACGGCGACGACAUCACAACAAUGGCCGAUGGUACCGACUGUUAUCAAGCUGUGAAAGAUGCCGGUCUGUAUCGAGAGUGUAAACGUACGCAAGGUGUCUCUACCACCGAAUUGGUCGGUCGUAUGCUCUUGAUGACCCGCGAUCACCAUAAGCGAGGCGAGUCUUCGAUUGCCAACGUGAAUGCUGAAGAACUUGGCUCUUUUAGUGCUGCAACAACUUCAACGUCAGGCAGCAGCGGCAACAAAACGAUCAAUCGCACAACUAUAUCUCAUUGCUUGCCUACAUCCAAGCGGAUAGUUCAGUUUUCUGAAGGUCGUGAGCCGAAGGAAACGGAUCGUGUCGUCUAUGUGGAUGGGACAUUUGACUUGUUCCAUAUUGGUCAUGUCGAAUUCUUAAAGAGAGCCAAGGCGCUUGGCGAUUUUUUGAACGUGGGCGUACAUGACGAUCAGACCGUCAACGCAAUCAAAGGUGCAAACUAUCCCUUGAUGAACCUUCAUGAACGAGCACUUAGUGUUUUGGCUUGCCGAUACGUCGAUGAAGUGAUCAUUGGCGCACCUUACAGUGUCACCGAAGAUAUAUUGACCAAGGAGUACCAUGCUCACGUUGUUGCACACAGCAAGACGCCUACCGAACCUGAUUUGGAUGGCAAGGACCCGUACCAGCUGGCAAAGGAUCGAGGCUUAUAUACCGAAAUCGAUAACCCUAGUUCUACCCUUACCACCGAAAGCAUCAUACAACGCAUUAUUGAAAACCGUGUCUUGUAUGAGGAACGACAACGUCGUAAGAAUGCCAAAGCGGAACUGGAAUCUCAAAAGGAAUCUGAGGAGAAGGGCAGGGCGUGAAAAAUGAUUACCGACCACUAUUGUUCCAACAUCAUGUGUAUAGUAGACUAUUAAACGAUAAGAGUGUGUUUGUUUGUUUGUUUUGAGAACUUUUUAAUAAUUGUGUAUAAAAGGAGAUGAAAAUAUAUAUACGAAAGUACAACAACGGUAUCUAUAA
Molecule: messenger RNA, 1409 nt
Organism: Zychaea mexicana
Lineage: Eukaryota; Fungi; Mucoromycota; Mucoromycetes; Mucorales; Lichtheimiaceae
Exons: 7
Coding region: 92-1252 (386 amino acids)
Biological process (GO): phosphatidylethanolamine biosynthetic process
Cellular component (GO): cytoplasm
Molecular function (GO): ethanolamine-phosphate cytidylyltransferase activity
Source: RefSeq, a predicted model, not a curated record